AUGGAUUUACAUUUGAAAACGAUAAAAAACAGUUACCUUUUAUGGUGGUGGUUGUCCUGUUGCUGUUUGGCCAGCAGCAUACAAGGAUUAACAUUUGUAAAAAAUACACCAUCGAAACAAUUUACAUUUGAUACUAGUGACAAUAGUCAGCCACCAUCGCCACAAACGAAAGCUGUUUCCAGUGAUGCAACAGCACUAACACGUCAACUAAUAAGUGGAACUCUAACUCCCAACAUCGUGAAUACACCCUCUCAUUGUAUAUGUGUACCGGCUGGUUCCUGUCCAAAUCCCUUACCACCCCCACCCACUGAUGGUAGUGGUCAGAUCGAUAUACGUAUAGUAAAUAAUCCUGUGGUAGUCACUACUCCGCCACCAUUCACCUGUAGUUAUGGUUUAAGUGUUUGCUGCCAGGCGGGUCCCUAUCAGUGUGGUCAUCAUUAUCCUCCACCACCUGGUAGUUUACCCGCUGGUCCUGGUCAAGCUGAAUUUGGUGAAUAUCCCUGGCAGGCAGCAUUGCUAACUACCACUGAGGUAUAUUUGGGUUCUGGAGCUCUAAUAACGGCGCAACAUGUCUUGACGGUGGCUCACAAGGUGUACAAUGUGGCCAUGAACUCUUUCAAAGUACGUUUAGGAGAAUGGGAUGCAGCCGGUACUGCUGAACCUAUACCAGCUCAAGAUGUGAUGGUUUCCAAUAUUUAUAUACAUCCCAAUUUCAAUAAAGAUAAUCUACAAAAUGAUGUGGCCAUUUUAAAAUUGGCCACCCCGGUAUCGUUGACUUCGAAAUCAACCAUUGGUACCAUUUGUUUGCCCAGCAUAUCAUUUGUGGGUCAACGUUGUUAUGUAGCUGGUUGGGGUAAAAAUGAUUUUGGUCCCACUGGUGCCUAUCAGGCAAUACAACGUGAAGUAGAUGUACCGCUAAUACCCAAUGCCAAUUGUCAAGCGGCCCUGCGUAAUACACGUUUAGGUGCCACUUUUGUUCUAAACAAUUCCAGUUUUAUAUGUGCCGGUGGGGAGGCGGGUAAAGAUGCCUGUACGGGCGACGGUGGUUCACCUUUAGUUUGUCAAAGUAAUGGCAUUUGGUAUGUGGUCGGUAUGGUGGCAUGGGGUAUUGGUUGUGCCUCAGCAGGUGUACCUGGUGUUUAUGUUAAUGUUGCCACAUAUUUACCAUGGAUACAAACGAUUUUAGCUUCAUAGUCAACGAAAACAAUAACAACAACAAACCUGACCACCUCACCAUCACCACCAAUACAUCCAUUAACUAACCAUUUCAGACAUUUCAUCGCUGUGUUAUUUAUUCCCUGGAAAAUGCUAAAUGUUUAUGGUGUUUUCAUAAACUUCUAUGAACAUGGAAUGUGUGUUUUAGUAUUUUCUUUAUUAUGGACACUUUUAUUGCAAUUGUAUCGAGUGUUAAGGCAAAUAAGAACGUCGAC
Molecule: messenger RNA, 1430 nt
Organism: Lucilia sericata (common green bottle fly)
Lineage: Eukaryota; Metazoa; Arthropoda; Insecta; Diptera; Calliphoridae
Product: phenoloxidase-activating factor 2
Biological process (GO): proteolysis
Molecular function (GO): serine-type endopeptidase activity
Source: RefSeq, a predicted model, not a curated record